Messenger RNA from Aegilops tauschii subsp. strangulata, 460 nucleotides. NCBI's taxonomy places the organism in Eukaryota, Viridiplantae, Streptophyta, Magnoliopsida, Poales, Poaceae. The record is from RefSeq and is a predicted model, not a curated record.
GAGGAGUUUUCCAUCAACCCGAUGUGCUUGUGGGAUAGGGAUCUCUGGCUUAUGCGGUGCCCACUGAUAUACAACUGGGCGGUUGAGUUUCAUUUGCCACAUCGCGUGUUUCGUCAGUUUGGUCUGUUCCAGCCUCACCCGCCGGAAUGGGUGGAUACGGACAAAGCACUUCAUAGGUUGGACAGGAGAAGGCAGCGGAAGAUAAAGGACUGGGACAAGCGUCAUGCUUCGUAUGUUACCCGCUUCCAUCUUUGUGUGGAGCAAGCUCGUAGCAGUGCACGCGCCCAGCUUCGUGAGCAUAACUCACUUGCUUUUGAUAACUACAUACGAUGGCUUCUUGAAAUACUCGAGUUGAGAUAUGCCCGCCGGCAUACAAUGAGGAUAUUCUUGAAGAACCCGUAAACUUUGAGGAUCUAUCAAAGGGGAAGUACAACAGAGAUGUCAGGGAAGGGCAAGGAGU